This is a messenger RNA of Motacilla alba alba, 556 nucleotides long. It is a transcript of the gene C1AH12orf73, whose product is annotated as chromosome 1A C12orf73 homolog. Gene Ontology annotation, biological process: mitochondrial respiratory chain complex III assembly. Gene Ontology annotation, cellular component: mitochondrion. The record is from RefSeq and is a predicted model, not a curated record. The coding region runs from base 128 to 379 and encodes 83 amino acids. The transcript is spliced from 2 exons. NCBI's taxonomy places the organism in Eukaryota, Metazoa, Chordata, Aves, Passeriformes, Motacillidae.
UGGGGGCGGCCGGGCCGAGUUGCGGGCGGUGUGUCGCGACUCACCCCGCCUGGCGCGAUGCUCCCCGGUGAGGGCAGGCCUUCGCACCCUCUUCCCUCUUCCUUUCCCCCUCCCGGCGGCGGCGGGGAUGACGCACGUCCGGUGCGAUCCGUGCACAGUGCCCGCCCCCGCAACCAUGCCCGCCGGCGCGCCGUGGCCCAACUACCUGCGGGCGCUGGCGGCCAGCAUGCUGGCCAUGUUCGCGGGGGCCGAGGUCGUGCACAGGUACUACAGGCCUGACCUUAGCAUACCUGAAAUACCUCCUAAGCCUGGAGAACUGAGAACUGAACUGUUGGGUCUAAAAGAAAGAUCAAGCGAAGUUCAGACUUCACAACAGUGACCAGAGUUUAUUUUUGUUGUGAAAACUAGAACUGAUAAAAUACUUAUCCAACUGUUUAGGUUGCAGAAAUACAUAUGUCAAAUACUGUGCUCUUGUCGUGUGUCUUUGCUUUCCUUUGAGCAGUUGCAGGCAGCAUUAAAAAUAAACAUACAGUAAAUGCUGUUGGUAAAAGUCCCA